Molecule: messenger RNA, 1725 nt
Organism: Brassica napus (rape)
Lineage: Eukaryota; Viridiplantae; Streptophyta; Magnoliopsida; Brassicales; Brassicaceae
Product: ankyrin repeat-containing protein BDA1-like
Exons: 2
Coding region: 360-1646 (428 amino acids)
Molecular function (GO): protein binding
Source: RefSeq, a predicted model, not a curated record
AACUCUGAUACACAAAUCUAACCAGCAAACAAUUGGGUAGAGAAUCAACAUGGAUGGACAUUCAUGUUUAUUUUUCAUAGGCCUAUAAUGGGACAAGUCAUUCAAGAGCUCUUGUUGACAUGGAUGGGCAUAUCAUUGAUUGAUAAAAUGGCGUGUGGUAGGAAACUCUUUAGGACCCACCUCCUGUACAUACGGAAAUAAACCAUCUGUAACGACAAGUUUGAAUGGUUCUUUGCUUUGAAACUUCCUGGUAGCCAGAAUAGGAUAGAAUUUAAUUUUACAGAAGAUAGAGCUUCUGCCUACUUCUGCUACCCUAUACUUUUACUGUAGUAUUCUUACUUGAGUACCCGAAGCUCUAUAUGGAUCGAAGACUUCAACAGGCUGCUGAAUCAGGUAGCAUCAGUGACCUUUAUGCUUUGAUCGAUGAGAAUCCGUGCAUACUGGAGAACAUCGACGCCAUGCCAUUCGUGAACACUCCCCUUCACAUAGCUGCAGCUUGUGGGAAAAUAGCGUUUUCCGUAGAGAUGCUGAAUCUCAAGCCGUCUUUUGCCAAAAAACUGAAUACAAACGGGUGCAGUCCGUUGCACCUUGCUGUGGAGAAGGAUCAGCAAGAGCUCGUCACCUGGCUGCUCAGGAUUGAUCCCAGCCUUGCUGGUGUUAAAGGCAGAGAAGGCAUCACGCUGUUCCAUCUCCUAGUGUUAAGAGGGAACGUAGAUCUUGUGGUGGAGUGCCUCGUAACUUCUCCUGAAUGUAUUCGAGAUGUGAGCGUGACUGGCCAAAAUGCUUUGCAUCUUGCUGUGAUGAAUGAAAGAUUUGAAGUUCUGCAGGUUCUCACCGGAUGGAUCCAGAGAAUGAGUCAGAGAAAUGCUCGAUCUAUCGAAUAUUCUGUUCUGAAUAAGAUGGAUUUAAACGGCAACACGCCUUUGCACCUUGCAGCAUAUAAGAAUGAUCAUCAGAUGAUGAAACUUUUACUAGAAUGUCGAAUGGUUCAACGGAACGAAGUAAAUGGUGAUGGUUUAACAUUCCUUGAUAUCUUAAGAACACAUGGACAAAUUGAUGAAGGUGGAGAAUUAGAACAAGCUGCUCUAAAAACCGGGUGCAUGGAAGCAGCUUCUCUGCCAAAACUGAUGAAAAAAACGUACGACUUCUUCAAAUUACCAAUCACGUUUUGGGCUUACUGCUCCACGCAUACAAGACGCAUAAGUUCGGACACAUCAGACGAAGCUCGUGGAGUCUUCUUAAUUAUAUGCACUUUGCUAAUCACAGCCACUUACCAGACCUCCCUCCAGCCUCCAGGAGGUGUAACCCAAUCAGAGGGUCAUGCGGUGAUGAAACAGACAUUCUUCAUCGUGCUGUGGCUUUCCAAUACCAUAGGCUUCUGCUGCGCUUUAUUCUACACCUAUUCUCUCUUACCAGCUAGAGGUUUGUUGACACUGUGGUUUUUCUAUAUAGGAGCGUCUCUGUGUGUUUCUUACGCAUUAGCAAUGGCUGUAAUUUCACCGCAGCCUUUAGUGUUUCUUACCGCGUGCUUUGCCUUGUACCUGCUUUUUCCUCUAUAUGUUUUGAUGGAAGUUUUCCUAAGGCAAUGGCGGAGGCAUCAGACGGUAGCACCUGAUCCCAAAUUGAGCUGGUUUUGGAAAGUUUGAUACAACAUGUGUGUCGCUUUUACAACAGACUAUGACAUAUAUUAGUUUUUAAGUUUAAUUAUAAAAUUAUUGUGAUGAA